UUUUUCUUUCACAAAGCACCCAUAAAAAAGCUUAAACAAAUAAAGGAAUUGAGGAUUAACCAAAAAAAAAAGAUAAAGGAAUUGAGGAGUGUGGAGUACGUGGGCCUAAAAGGUGGACUGGACAUAAACCCAAAAUCCAUUUUGGAUUUUAGCCUAAAAAGCUUGGAUCAUAGAUAGUAUCCGAUUCGAGCGCCUUAAUCUUGAAAGUUGAAACCAAUAAAGCCCUCUUUGAAUCUGCAACAAUUAGCUUACCUCACCCCCAACCGACUUAGCGGCGCGUACCAAAACUCAACCGGAGACUUAAAACACUCCACCGCCACCGACUGAGAGAAUAUAACUCACGCGCUUAUGAAGCGCUUGCUAAUAUUUUUCAAACAUUUACAAACUUAACUCCCCGCCAUAAAGUGAUUGCGCAAGUCCACUCGCACGUCGACUAACGAACCGCUUAAACCUCUAUCUUAUUCGUCCGUGCAUUUCACGCUCUUUAAGAUAGCGUGGGUCAAUCGGCCCGCACAAGGGGUUAUGAUACUUCCCGGGCACGACUCUUUUUGGUGCACCCACACGCUUCGUCCACUCCGUUUGAACCACACGAAGGCACAGCCGCCGUACACCUGUAAGAUAAGGAUAGAGAGAGAGAAACGCACUGACACUGUGCGCCAGUUCUAGAGAGAGAAAAAAAUUUCCUGAGAGAGAAAGAGAGAGAGAGAGAGCGUGCGAGAUCUGAUCGAGAAAGAAAAGAAACGAAGAAGGUGACCCAGCUCGAAACCCUAGCGGUCUUGUAAGCCCUUACUUUCUCUGUGUAAUUAUCCUAAAAUAUAUAUUUAGAUAUACAUCUGUGUCCUUUUGUUAUCUGUAGUUUUCCCGGUGUUUUCGGGUUCGAUUCAAGGAGGCUUCUGUAAACCCUAGGAUUUCUUUGAGUUCGUGGUAGAAGCCCUAAUUUGAAAAUUAGGGGUUUUGUUUGUUGGGGUUUUUUUUCGUUUUGUUUAGGGGAUUAGGUCUAAAACCCUAAAUCGGAUUGGUUUGAAUCUUGAGUAUUUUCGGGGGAAAGAAAACUGAAAUUAGCGUUUCGGAGGGGUACAUGUAUGGCUUCAGAGCCUACUGUAGAAGGAGGUGAUGGAGCUAGAGAGAAGCAGAGGUAUUCGGCGCACAAGGUCUACAGAAGGAAAGUAUUCAAAGGCAAGAAGAACACUAUCACUGCCAGCGUCAACACCAACGACAACGAUAUCGCUAAGGACAAAGCCGAUAUCAAUACCACAACCACCACCAGUAGCACCGUGUUAGCGCCAGAAUCAGGUACUUCCACCGCCACCGUUGACAAUGUUAUCAAGGAUAACGACAAGAACGAUAAAAGCAACGAUGGGAAGGAGAACAAGAGCAACAAUGACAACGAGAGCAAGAAAGACAACGAGGGCAACGAAAACAACAAGGGCAACGAAAACAACAAGGACAACGAGUGCAAUAACAACGAGAGUAACAAGGGCAACGAGUGCAAUAUCAACGAGAGCAACAAGGGCAACGAGUGCAAUAUCAGCGAGAGCAACAAGGACACCGAGUGCAAUAACAACGAGAGCAACAAGGGCAACGAGUGCAAUAUCAACGACAGCAACAAGGACAACGAGUGCAAUAUCAACGACAGCAACAAGGGCAACGAGUGCAAUAUCAACGACACCAACAAGGACAACGAGUGCAAUAACAACGAGAGCAACAAGGACACCGAGUGCAAUAACAACGAGAAUUCAACUCAACCGCGGCUGCAGGCUCUGGAGUUGGAAGAUGGGAACUUGUCACAACACCUCCUUUCGAGAUUAGAUGCUGUCUCUGAUGAUUCGUCGAGCUUGAACCGACAACCUGUGGUUACAGAUGUCAUUCCAAACUCUAGGGACCCUCCUGGAGGGAAUGGCUCGGUGAAGGAGGGUGUGGAGAACCGGGUUACAGUUAGUUUGGCCUCACAGUCGAAACAUGAGGCAGAGGAGCUUCGGAGAAAGCUUGAGAGCGAGCUGGAAACAGUAAGGAAUUGGGUGAAAAAGAUAGAACAGAAGCAAGGGCAGAUUGCUGGACGUACUCAUUUGCAUGUGUCUGUAAAUGAACGUGUCAGCAAUGGUGGAUCAAAACGUUCUCAUUCAGAGGUGGCUUCUGUUGGUGUUACGCGAGAGCCUAUUCGACCUUUGCACCAGUUGAAUAUAUCAGUAUUGGAGAAUAGUCAGGGCUUUGAUAUUGUGGAAAAGGAGAAGAGGACACCCAAGGCGAAUCAAUUUUAUCGCAAUUCUGAAUUCUUACUAGCAAAGGAUAAAAUUCCGCCAGCAGAGAGUAAUAAGAAGUCAAAAUUGAAUGGGAAGAAGCAAGGUGGAGAUUUGGGAAAUGGUUUUGGUAUGGGAACUAAGUUUUUCAAGAGCUGUAGCUCUUUGCUUGAUAAAUUGAUGAAGCACAAGCAUGGUUGGGUGUUUAAUGAUCCUGUAGAUGCAGCAGGUCUUGGUUUGCACGACUACCAUACCAUUAUCAAGCAACCAAUGGACUUGGGUACUAUUAAAACGAGGUUGAACAAGAACUGGUACAAGUCACCAAAAGAAUUUGCCGAGGAUGUGAGACUUACAUUUCGAAAUGCCAUGACCUAUAAUCCACCAGGCCAGGAUGUUCAUAUCAUGGCCGAUCAGUUAUCAAAGAUUUUUGAGGAGAGGUGGAUGAUAAUAGAAUCUGAUUACAAUCGAGAGAUGCGGUUUGGGUUUGAUUAUAGUGGGGGCCUUCCAACACCUACGCCUAGAAAGGUUCCACCUUCAUUACCUUCUCCUCUUGAUAUGAGAAGGAUUUUGGAUAGGUCAGAAUCAAUGACACACUACGGUGAUCCCAGACCAAAGCCUAUGAGUGUUACUCCAACUGCUAGGACACCUGCUUUAAAGAAGCCUAAGGCAAAAGAUCCCCAUAAAAGGGAUAUGACCUAUGAUGAAAAGCAGAAAUUAAGCACAAAUCUUCAGAGCCUACCUUCAGAAAAGCUAGAUGCCAUUGUACAGAUUAUUAAGAAAAGGAAUUCAUCACUUUUCCAAGAUGAUGAUGAAAUUGAAGUUGACAUUGAUAGCGUUGAUGCCGAGACACUAUGGGAGCUUGAUAGGUUUGUGACCAACUACAAGAAGAGUUUGAGCAAAAAUAAGCGGAAAGCUGAGCUUGCCAACCAAGCUAGAGCACAAACUAUGCAGAAUGUUCAGGUGAAGUCCCAGGUUCAAAUUGUGGCAGAGGUGCCCAAAGAAAAGAAGACAGAUGAAAACAUUGUUUCCUCUUCGCCACCAGCUCAAGGAAAUAAUCAGGAGGAUAAUAGGAGUAGAUCAAGUAGUUCUAGCAGCUCUAGCAGUUCUGGAUCGUCUUCUAGUGAUUCUGAUAGCGAAAGUUCAUCUGCAUCUGGAUCAGAUGCAGGGUCACCGAGAACAUGAUUUGUUUGGUAAUUAGAUUUAAGAUAUUUGAGGUAGAUGGUGAUUUGCUCUGUGGAGAUAUUAAGGGUUAGAGAGUUGGGUUUGAAUCUGCAAUUGCUGUACAGUGGAAAUGUUGUCAAGGCCGUAAAGCUAGCUAUCUAUGUCUAUGUGCUGCUGGAAUGUGUAGUGUGUUUAAUCUGUUGUUUCUCAGAGUGGCCUUGCCUUUGCCGGGGAAUAGUAGAGUAGUGCUCUCUUCAUCAUUUUCAACUGGUGGCUCCAUUUCUUUUGUCACAGAUUUGUAUAAUAUUUGGUAGAAAAGAAUGUGGUGAUAAUUAGAUACAGUUUGCAUAGCACGUGUACAUUGCUAACUACUGCUGCUGCUCAUCUUUAAGUUUUACGUGACUUGUCUUUUGGCAUUAUGCUCUCUUAGCAGAUUCAGGAUUCUUUGGUGUUAUUUAGGAGAUAGUCUGUAAUUCAAGUUAAAUUAAGUCAUAAUUUCUUAUCAAAUCAA
Molecule: messenger RNA, 3909 nt
Organism: Cannabis sativa
Lineage: Eukaryota; Viridiplantae; Streptophyta; Magnoliopsida; Rosales; Cannabaceae
Product: transcription factor GTE4
Exons: 5
Coding region: 1083-3419 (778 amino acids)
Molecular function (GO): protein binding
Source: RefSeq, a predicted model, not a curated record